This is a messenger RNA of Pyrus x bretschneideri (Chinese white pear), 5699 nucleotides long. RefSeq names its product probable leucine-rich repeat receptor-like protein kinase At1g35710. Gene Ontology annotation, biological process: protein phosphorylation. NCBI's taxonomy places the organism in Eukaryota, Viridiplantae, Streptophyta, Magnoliopsida, Rosales, Rosaceae. Gene Ontology annotation, molecular function: ATP binding; protein binding; protein kinase activity. The record is from RefSeq and is a predicted model, not a curated record. The transcript is spliced from 3 exons. Bases 470 to 3451 code for a protein of 993 amino acids.
CACCAAAACACUUGCAAUACCUUCCAAGUAACAAUUAAUUAAAUUAAUUAACUAGAAAUUCAAAUGGACAAAUUUGUAAACAUUUUCAGGCCCGACAAAACUAGCCAAUUGGCUAAUGAAAUGGACAAUUUGCCAAAUGCCCAUGGAAAUUCGAAAUUCAGGAACCACAAACAUAUGCAUAUAAUAAAAAGUAAAUGAAAAACAGAAAAACCUUGCGACAAUAAAAAACAAAGGAAAUUCAGAAAAACUUAGUACUUUCGGGUAGCUUCUCGGAACGGCCGACCCAAUGAAGCUUUCGGCGGGCCCGGCAGCGGCCAUCAUUGAGCUUAUUGGAAGUCAGAGGCAGCAGAGGAUUAAAGGCACGCGUCCUUUAAUGGUCAUGUGCGAAAUUCCAAGCGUCAAGAAAGGAUCAUAAACUCUGCAUGCACCUCCAAAGAUGUUAUUAGCUCCGAAAUAAUAACAGAUCAUCAUGCAACUCAAAACCAUGACAUUUCAUUAUAUUCUCCUGCUGCUGUUCGCAUUGCCACUGAUCAAAACGACAUCAAUAUCUCCACGAAAACAAGCAGAAUCGCUCAUCAAAUGGAAGGCUGGCUUUUCUCCAUCAUCAUCAUCGCCACCUUCGCUACUCCAUUCAUGGUCCCUCACCAACCUCAACAGCCUCUGCAACUGGACUGCCAUUGUCUGCACCAAAACCAGAACGGUCUCCGAAAUACAGCUCUCCGGCAUGGAAAUUAACGGAACACUGGCUCUUUUCGACUUUUCCCUAUUUCCAAAUCUCACCCACUUCAACCUGAGUGGCAACUAUUUCCGAGGGCCUAUACCAUCUGCCAUUGGAAAUCUCUCCGGCCUCAUAACUUUGGACUUGGGCAACAAAUUGUAUAAAGAGACUCAUAACCAAUUCUCUGGCCCAAUUCCGGACAGUAUAGGUUUGAUUUCUGGUCUUCAACAUAUUGACCUGAGUUGGAAUCUUCUGGAAGGGAAAAUUCCACCCUCUAUAGGCAAACUCAGGGAUCUCCAGUUCCUUGAUCUUUCAGACAACUCCUUAAACUCUUCUAUCCCUUCUGAGCUUGGUCUUUGCACAAACCUCACCUACUUAUCCUUGUCUUACAAUAAACUCAAUGGGGAACUGCCACUGUCCUUGUCCAAUUUGAAAAACCUCGUUCAAUUGGGUUUGUCUAAUAAUCUACUUAUUGGUCAAAUCCUUCCAUCUCUGGUCUCCAAUUGGACGAAAUUGGUUUAUUUGCACCUUCAUAAGAAUAGCUUCAGCGGAACCAUUUCAGCAGAAAUUGGGCAGUUGACACAAUUGCAGUAUCUAAGCCUUUAUUCCAACAAAUUCAGCGGAGAGAUUCCUCAGAGUCUAGGCAAUUUAUCUCAGCUUCAGAUACUCUAUUUGGACCAGAACCACUUGACAGGAGAGAUUCCUCAGAGUCUAGGCAAAUUGACUCUGCUUCAGGUACUCUAUUUGCCUUAUAACCACUUGACAGGAGAGAUUCCUCAGAGUCUAAGCAAAUUGACGCAGCUUCAGGGACUCUAUUUGUCCGAUAACCACUUGACAGGAGAGAUUCCUCAGAGUCUAAGCAAAUUGACUCAGCUUCAGGGAUUCUAUUUAUCCGAUAACCACUUGACAGGAGAGAUUCCUCACAGUCUAGGCAAUUUAUCGCGCCUUCAUAAACUCUAUUUGUUCGAUAACAACUUGACAGGAGAGAUUCCUCAGAGUCUAGGCAAAUUGACUCAGCUUCAGGAACUGUAUUUGUCCGAUAACCACUUGACAGGAGAGAUUCCUCAGAGUCUAGGCAAAUUGACUCAGCUUCAGGAACUGUAUUUGUCCGAUAACCACUUGACAGGAGAGAUUCCACAGAGUCUAGGCAAAUUGACUCAGCUUCAGCAACUCUAUUUGUCCGAUAACCACUUGACAGGAGAGAUUCCUCAGAGUCUAGGCAAUUUAUCUCGUCUUAAGAGACUCGAUUUGUCCGCUAACAACUUCACAGGAGUGAUCCCACGGAUUUCAGGUUUAACAGGUUUGGACUACUUGAAUCUCAGCAGCAAUUCACUAUCGGGUGCAAUACCAUCAGAAUUGCGCAUGCUCACAAAAUUAGACGUUUUCAAUGCCUCACACAAUCAUCUCUCAGGCGAAAUCCAAUCAGCAUUAGCUGACCUGUUGACUCUAAAUAUAAGUAUGUAUGACUUUUCGUAUAACAACUUAACAAGGUCAUUCCCAACUUGUGGCAUUUUCAAUAAGGUGUCAACAAGUGCUUUUGUUGGUAACUAUGGCUUGUGGAGUCAUGCAGAAAGACCAACUGAAUGUAAGUCUUCCAGUACAAAUUCCAAAAGUGCUAAGAAGAAUAUAGUAUCUAUUUUCCUUUAUUCCUUUCUGGGUUUCACAGUAGGUGCAAUUUCCAUUGCUGCUCUCUUUCUUAUGUUUCGUAAGAGGUCCACGAUCCGGCCUCAGGUAAUCAAAACUUCUCAAAACUUCGAGAGUUUUGAAGCAAUGAUAUUGCAAGAGGAAGUAAAAUUUACGUUUGCAGAAGUUGUGAAGGCUGUAGAUGACUUUCAUGAGAAAUACUGCAUUGGCAAAGGAGGUUUUGGAAAGGUUUACAAGGCAGAGCUCCAAUCAGGCCAAGUUGUUGCAGUUAAGAGGCUUAACACGGACGACUCUAAUGACGUUCCAGCGAUCAAUCUUCAAAGUUUUCAGAAUGAAAUCCGAACUUUGACAACUAUCCGGCAUCGAAACGUCAUAAGGCUAUAUGGCUUCUCUACAAGGAAGGGUUGCAUAUUCUUGCUUUAUGAAUACUUAGAGAGAGGUAGCCUCGGAAAAGCAUUGUGUGGGGUAGAAGGGGUUACUGAACUUCGCUGGCAAACAAGGGUUAAAAUUGUGAAAGGACUUGCUCGUGCACUUUCUUACCUGCACCAUGACUGCUCACCACCAAUUGUGCAUCGUGAUGUAACUGUCAACAAUGUAUUGCUCGAGCAGGAUUUCGAGCCUCGACUCUCAGAUUUUGGAACAGCAAAACUGUUGAGUAUUGAUUCAUCCAACUGGACCAACAUUGUUGGUUCGCUAGGAUACAUGGCCCCAGAGCUCGCAUAUAUUAUGCAGGUGACGGACAAGUGUGAUGUUUAUAGCUUCGGAGUGGUGGCACUAGAAGUCAUGAUGGGAAGGCACCCUGGGGAUAUGUUGGAGUCCCAACUAUCAGAAUCAUCAACGUCAAUGAAAGGAAAUGCAGGCUUGCUUCUAAAAGAUGUGUUAGAUCAACGACUAGAGCCUCCAGCCAAUGAAUUGGCAAAGGCAGUGGUGCUUGUAAUGAGUAUAGCAUUGGCUUGUAUACGAACGUGUCCCAGGUUGCGUCCGACAAUGCAUUUUGUGUCACAGAAUCUAUCUGCUCAGAGUUUUCCUUGCCUUCCUGAGCCAUUUGGUAUGCUUACCAUCAACAAGCUAUUGGCCCUGCAAAACUAGAAGAAAAUAGAGAACAUGCAGCUCCAACUUCACAUUAGAAUUCUUGCUACGAGCAGUCUAUCAAAUAAGGAAAAGUUAUGGAAUUUUAUUUUAUUUUAUAAUUUUUUUUCUUAAUGUUGACAACAAACUUCUUAAACAUGUAAUUGAUAUCUGCACCACCCUGAUUACUACAGAGUGUUGCAAAUUGUGUUUAGUAAUGUGGAAUUCGUACUUGCAUAAAUAACCAAUUACACACAAGUGUUCUGUUGAGAUACUUUCUUUUUUGGUUUGAUUUUCCUAUUUGUCGUAAUUGAUAUUGUGAUUGUAAUUAUCUCUAUCAACGAUUUACAUAGCAGUAGUUUAGGGACCACUAGAAAAUGUGUCCACGCUUCGCUGCGGGGGUUGAAUGUAUUAGUCGGAACAUGCAUGAAUAGUUUCUACACAAAGUAACUGAAAUGACAGUACAGUACCUAAGAACCAAUUAAGUGAUACUUUGCUUGCUAUACAUGGAUAUGCGUACUAUAAGAAACAUUCAUUUGCAGAUCAUAGUGUGUCAUCAAUAUUAUACCCAUAGUUUCAAGUAAUCACCCACUGCCCCAACGAUGCUCCUGUAGAGACUAGGAUCCAAAACAGAAGAAUACCAUGAUUUAACAACUUAUGAUUUGGAUGACAAGGAGUGAGGCAGCGCAUGCAAUGAAGCAUAUCAGUUUUGUGCAGAAGAUCUGCAAUAUACUAGGACUGAUGAACAAAGAUACCUUGAUGAAAAUCACAAAAGGAAAAUAGAAAAGUAGAAGACACAAUACUUGAGCAUUUGGCAGGAAUAGCAAGCUCAUGAAAAAAUUGCUUAACCAUCUUAUAAAUUCAAUUGUCAAACAUUAUAAUGUUAACCCCAGACAAAGAUAAAGCACAUAGUUUGUUUACAAAUCAAAACGAAGUGCUACCAUAAUGUGCAACUGAAAAAACGCUUCUUAAUGCGCCUUGCAAGAAAUGAAUGCAGUUCGAAAACACCCCAGAAAUCUUUACCACCCCAAUCUUACUAAAUAGAAGCAUAAAUGGACAGGAUCCCUCCUCAAUUUUGUAAUAGAAAUUCUAACAAAGAAUAUCAGGCUCCAAGGGCCUUCAUUUAUCUUUGGCAAAAAUAUGUACACUGCAAGUUUAGUUCAAACGAAACAAAUACGCGUGUAAAGUAAAAGGUAUCAACGCUACAUGCAUUGCUUUACAACCAUCUCAAGUUGUUGACACAACGCUUAAAAUAUUUGAGACUCAAAUUUUCAUACAAACAGAACACCUCACCUAAACAAUAACAGAAGUUAUGGUAUCUGAAUUUAGCAGGCAGACGCUUUGCAAAGCUUUCUCCAAUAUCAUCUCAUAUUCCCUUUUCAUCUUUCCUAUAUGAUACAGUAAACCAUUCAAAUUCAGACGUAAAUAAGACAAUCUGCCACACUGUACUAUUACAGUUGCUAGUCCUGAACAAUAAUGCAAGUGCAACUGCUCUUAAUCGAGAACUUCAUCAAAUAAACAAUAAUAAAAUCUAAUGUAACCUGUCAAAAAUCCAAAAAAAUAAAACAAAGUGAUCAUUUGAAGGCACCGUAAUGCCUUUUAGCCAUCGUACACUUGCAGCAUGUAAUUGAUGCAUCUGUUGUUCAAUGCAAUCAUUUGCUUGGCUAAAAAAGUUAAAAUACAAUGAUAUCCAAUUUAUGAGUAAUCAUGCAGAAGCAAAUGUAAAUGAUAAUGGAAUCAUGAAUGCGAAUGAGACACAAACUUGCCAAAAAGAAAACCUAUUAUAGCGUGCAAAGAUACUCUCAUCAUAUUUUUUUAUUGCAUCAUCCAUUUCGCAACAGAUUUAAAAAAGUCUGUUUGAAAAAGCUUUUUGCUAUAUGAUUUGGUUUUGCGAAAAAUAAUACGAAAAAAAAUAAAGAAACAAUUAUCGAAAAGACAGAAUAAUGGCCUAGUAAUGGCAAAAAACACUCCUCAACAAAGCACACGAACAUGUGAGUUGAAAUUUUGAAACAUUCGACAACAAAAGGAAAGAAGCAAAGUUAGAAGAAAAGAAAGAGAUGCUCACUUAAAAAGAAAGAAGAAACAAUACCAGGCUUCUUCUCUUCAGCAUCCAGAAUUCCAUCGCCCCCUCCUUCAACCUUAAAACAUAUUUAAAAUACAAAAUGGAAAAAACCUAGAAGAAAUCAUCCCAUAGAAUUAAAUCAUCCAAGUAAAAUUAGACCAUGGACACAAAAAGAAAUGAAGGCAGUUUAAUCUGACUUAAUCAGUG